This is a messenger RNA of Canis lupus familiaris (dog), 5025 nucleotides long. It is a transcript of the gene CLCA2, whose product is annotated as chloride channel accessory 2. Gene Ontology annotation, molecular function: intracellularly calcium-gated chloride channel activity. The transcript has 14 exons. The record is from RefSeq and is a predicted model, not a curated record. Gene Ontology annotation, biological process: chloride transport. NCBI's taxonomy places the organism in Eukaryota, Metazoa, Chordata, Mammalia, Carnivora, Canidae. Bases 152 to 2569 code for a protein of 805 amino acids.
AUGUAGAGGCAGGUCUCAGAGAGAUCCACCCAGGUUUUGCAAAAAAAGACACCUCCUUCACCACAAGUUCUAAGACCUUCCAAGUUCAGGAAGAAAGUAUCAGCUUCCCCAUUGAUAACCAGGUGCAAUGUACCCAGCAGGACCAGUGUGAAUGAACUGGAGGCUUCUCUACAACAUGACCCAUAGGGACAAUGUGGAUCCCGUUGGCAGCCUGAAGUUUGUGACUCUCUUGGUGGCCCUAAUUCCAGAACUCUUAUUCCUGGGAGCUGGAGUGAAGCUUCAGGACAAUGGGUAUGAUGGAUUACUCAUUGCAAUCAAUCCUCAGGUAUCUGAAGAUCAGAACCUCAUCCCAAACAUUAAGGAAAUGAUAACCGAAGCUUCUUUUUACCUAUUCAAUGCUACCAAGAGAAGAGUGUUUUUCAGAAAUAUAAAGAUUUUAAUACCUGCUACAUGGAAAGCUAAUAAUUACAGCAAAGUAAAACAAGAAUUAUAUGAAAAGGCAAAUGUCAUAGUGACUGACUGGUAUGGGGCACAUGGAGAUGACCCAUACACACUACAAUACAGAGGGUGUGGAAAAGAGGGAAAAUACAUUCAUUUCACAUCUAACUUUCUACUAAACGAUGACUUAACAGCUGGCUAUGGACCACGAGGUAGAGUAUUUGUCCAUGAAUGGGCCCAUCUCCGUUGGGGUUUGUUUGAUGAAUAUAACGAUGAGAAACCUUUCUAUAUAAAUGGGCAAAAUCAAGUUAAAGUAACAAGGUGUUCAUCUGAUAUCGCAGGCAUUUUUGUAUGUGAAAAAGGUCCUUGCCCCCAAGAAAACUGUAUUAUUAGUAAACUUUUCAAAGAAGGAUGUAUGUUUAUAUAUAAUAGCACCCAAAAUGCAACAGCAUCGAUAAUGUUCAUGCAAAGUUUAUCUUCUGUGGUUGAAUUCUGUAAUGCACGUACACACAACCAAGAAGCUCCAAACCUACAGAACCAAAUGUGCAGCCUCAGAAGUGCAUGGGAUGUAAUCACAGACUCUGCUGACUUUAAUCAUAGCUUUCCCAUGAAUGGGACUCAACUUCCACCGCCUCCCGUGUUCUCUCUUAUUCAGCCUGGUGACAAAGUGGUCUGUUUAGUCCUGGAUGUGUCCAGUAAGAUGGCAGAGGCUAACAGACUCCUUCGACUGCAACAAGCAGUAGAAUUUUACUUGAUGCAAAUUGUUGAAAUUCAUACCUUUGUGGGCAUCGUCAGUUUCAACAGCAAAGGGGAGAUCAGAGCCCAACUACACCAAAUUAACAGUGAUGAUGAUCGAAAGCUAUUGGUUUCACACCUGCCUAUGACUGUGUCAGCAGAAGCAGAAACCAGCGUUUGCUCAGGGCUUAAGAAGGGAUUUGAGGUGGUUGAAAAGCUGAAUGGAAAAGCCUAUGGCUCUGUGAUGAUAUUAGUGACCAGUGGAGAUGAUGAGCAUAUUGACAAUUGCUUACUCACCGCACUCAGCAGUGGUUCAACCAUUCAUUCCAUUGCCAUGGGCUCAUCUGUGGUUGAAAAUCUGGAGGAAUUAUCACGUCGUACAGGAGGUUUAAAGUUCUUUGUUCCAGAUGAAUCAAACUCCAACAGCAUGAUUGAUGCUUUCAGUAGAAUUUCCUCUGGAACUGGAGACAUUUUUCAACAAUGUAUUCAGCUUGAAAGUACAGGUGAAAAUGUUAAACCUCACCAUCAAUUGAAAAACACGGUGACCAUGGAUGACAGUGUGGGCAAUGACACAACCUUUCUAGUCACAUGGCAGAUCAGUGGUCCCCCUGAGAUUCUGUUAUUUGAUCCUAAUGGAAGAAAAUACUACACAAAUAAUUUUAUCACCAAUCCAGCUUUGCAGACUGCUCGCCUCUACAUUCCAGGAACUGCUGAGCCUGGGCUCUGGACCUACACACUGAACAAUACCCAUCAUUCUCUUCAAGCCUUGAAAAUGACAGUGACCUCUCGCGCCUCCAGCUCAGCCAUGCUCCCUGCUACUGUAGAAGCCUUUGUGGAAAGAGACAGCACCCGUUUUCCCCAUCCUGUGAUGAUUUAUGCAAAUGUGAGAAAGGGGAUUUAUCCCAUUCUGAAUGCCACUGUUACUGCUACAAUUGAGCCAGAGGCUGCAGAUCCCAUUGUGCUGAAACUUUUUGACAAUGGAGCAGGUGCUGAUAUUAUAAAAAAUGAUGGAAUUUACUCGAGGUAUUUUUUCUCCCUUGCUGUAAAUGGUAGAUAUAGCUUUAAAGUGCAUGUCAGUCACUCUCCCAGCAUAAGCAGCCUAGCCUACUCUAUUCCAGGGAGUCGUGCUAUGUACAUACCAGGUUACAUAGCAAACGGCAACAUUCAAAUGAAUGCUCCAAGAAAAUCAGCGGGCAGGAGUGAGGAGGAGCAAAAGUGGGGCAUUAGCCGAGUCAGUUCAGGAGGCUCCUUUUCAGUGCUAGGAGUUCCAGCUGGCCCCCAUCCUGAUGUGUUCCCACCAUGCAAAAUUACUGACCUACAAGCCAUCAAAGUAGAAGAUGAGGUGACUUUAUCUUGGACAGCACCUGGAGAAGACUAUGAUCAGGGCGAGGAAUAAGGAGCCAUUAUCGUUCCCAUCUUUAUUUAAAGGUAAGAGUGGUGCCACCUAGUGGUACCUAGUGAGAACCUAGUGUUCUCACCUCACUGCCUCAGAAACACCUAGUAUUCUGAAAGAGACUAGUAAAUGCAAGCUCUGGCUCCCAUUACUACUAGAAAUUGUUCCUUUCAAGAGCCAUAAGAUUUCAAGCACACUGCUGAAUUAAAAGAGUAAAAAGAAAGUGUGCAGUGUUAAUGGUUAUUAAUGGUUUGAGAAGAAGAAAUACAACCAUAUGGGACUUUAGAAUUGGUAUCACAAAGGGCAUUAAUCAAGAGAAUAAAAAGAUCUUCAUGCAACUUCACUGAAGAGUGGUAUGAUUGAAGUGGAUCUGAUUUGUUAUAAUGUCAAAACCAUAAACCACAAAAGAUAUGUAGGGGGAAUGCCUGUAUGUCUAUUAAGUUGUUGAAAUCACUGUCAUAACUGAUUUGAUGACUCAACAAUGGCAAGAUUGACCAAUUAGUCAUGAACAGACCAACUAGCAAAUAGGUACCUAUUUAAUCCAGAAACCUGCUUUCAUUGCCUAUUUUUCCCACACAAAUUAUUGUCUAGAAAGGCAUCCUCACCUCUAUGAUCAGAGUUAAAAAUAAUGGGAAAACAUCUCUGGCUAUAUAAUUAUAAAAUGUCUCUGUGACUAUUCUUAAAAACUUUGUUAGCAAUAAAUGGAUAUCUCAUAUAUGCCCAAGCAUAUCAGUAUUUAUCCAGGGGGCAGCUCUUUACUAUACACAAUAUCCUAGAAAAGAUGGCCAAUUAGGUGGAAUAAGCAAAACAUUAUCAGAUCAUUAUUAUGUUUGGGAAUAUUAUGGAAUUAUGGAAAUGGGUUACCUCCUUGGGUUUUCCUUAGAAGUCUAGGGUAAUAUAAUUUCUAAAACUGAGAACCAAGCAUGUUCUGCAUCUCCUUUGCAUUUAUUUUUAGAAAUUAGAGUGAAAAUAUAUUUACUAAGCAAGUAUUAAUGCCCAGCACAGCGCUAAACAUUUUAUAAACAUAAUUUAAGACAGUCAUUGCACUCCAAGAAUUUAUAAUGGUAUACUGAGGGGAAAAAAAGGCAUAACAUGGUAAAAAAUCACAAUUUAACACAGUGCCAUUUAUAUGGUUUGGAAGCCACAGAAAUGAAAAGACUGUAGAGAUCAGUGUGGGUGAGAGCAGAGGAGAGGCCAGGUUCUUACACCAGGGAACCGGGCAGAGCCUUUGGAGUGGAGCCAGGUUACAAAAAGCACCAAUCUUGUAACUCCUUCUCUACAGUGACUACCUUCCCUUCAUGCCUAACAACCUUUCACUCUGAAGAGUUUUCAUCAUGUUCAUAUAUAAUCGUUGUUAGAAUUUGUUAUCCUUAAAAAUUAUUGAAAAUGUUCUGCUUCUGAAAAAAGCCAUUCGGUGACAGCAGUUGCUCUUCCCACUACCCCUUCCUCUAACCCUCAGUUAUACUUCAACCCUGUAAGAAUACUUAAUGUAGGAGAGAACUAAAUUAAUCCUUAGGGGAUGAACUGGAUUUCCAAAUGAAGAGAGGAGGUAGCACUGUUGUUGCCACCAGUGAAAACAGAGCUCCCUGAAAAUGGGACCAAGUCUUCAAUUUCCUGUCUCCAUCCUCAAUAGAAACCCAGAGCUUUCCAUACUAUGAAUUUAUUGGUAAAGAUGCUAAUGAAGAUGUAAGCUUCAGUAACUGGAAAAGUAGCAGUUAUUGGGAAAUAAGAAAUAAGAGGGAGUAUAGCCUACUGGGAGGCUGCAUGGCAUAGUGUUAAGGUAUUGGGCUCUGGAAUCAGACACAUCACCUUUUACCUGUGUAACCUGAGGAAAGUUCAUUUCUUUCAAUUUCUGAUUAUUAAUUUACAGAAGCAGAUAGUAAGAGUAGCUAUCUCAGAGCAUUGCUAAGAGAAUUGAAUGAGGUAAGGUGCAGAGAGGGAUUAAAACAGUGUCUGGCCCAUAUUAAGUGUUCAGUAAAUAUCAGCAUUUGUAACAUUUUGGAGACAGAUGGGGUUUUAGAGAUGUGCUAGUCUGACCCCUUUGUUUCAAAUGUAAGGGAAUGACCCUGAGAGUUUAAGUGUCUUGCCCAAGGCCACAGAGCUAAUUUCAUUGGUUAAAAUAUACUGUGAAAAAAGAGCUAGAGACCAAACCCAGAGCCUUACACCUAAGAGGUCAAAGACGCAGAAGCAGCCUGAUUUCUCUUUCUCACAGGGAGAGGGGGGCCAUAACAAGUACUGUAAAUGGAAGGAGCCUCUCCAUGAACGCAUGAGUUGAGUUUGUUUUGAGUCUUUGAAGUUACAUAGCUGUCCUGCACAAAGUUUAACAGAUGCUAAUAGUAGAAUGUAAUGGGAUUUGGAAUUAGAAGAAAUGAGUUCAUUUCCAGCACUACGACUUUUUUUUUUUUAAUUUUUAUUUAUUUAUGAUAGUCACACAGAGAGAGAGAGAGAGAGAGAGAGAG